This is a messenger RNA of Pseudomyrmex gracilis, 1197 nucleotides long. Its product is annotated as protein ANTAGONIST OF LIKE HETEROCHROMATIN PROTEIN 1-like. NCBI's taxonomy places the organism in Eukaryota, Metazoa, Arthropoda, Insecta, Hymenoptera, Formicidae. The record is from RefSeq and is a predicted model, not a curated record. The transcript has 4 exons. The coding region runs from base 1 to 1197 and encodes 398 amino acids.
AUGUUUAUGUUACCGUUAGUCAUCAGUUUAGUAACUCAGAUCAGAAUCAGGCGGCAACCCAUGAAUCCAAUACUGAAUCUUUUGAUGGAAAACAAUGGUAGUAGCAGUAGCAGCAGCAGCAGUAGCAGUAGUAGCAGUGACAGUAGUACAGAAUUUUCAACAGAUGAUGAUGAAUAUAAUCAUGACAUUUUGUUUCCAAUUGUUCAAAUACUGCUAGCUGGUCGUAAAAGACAUCGAGUGGAUAAUUACAUCGACGUUGUACAUAGCCUGACGGAUGCAGAAUUCAAAGAACACUUCAGAUUACAUCGUAAUAUUGCAAUGACAUUAAUCGAUGAACUUGCAGAAAGCGGAAUUCUGCCAUCACAUUCAUUUGGUCGACCAAAGAUAACCGCAGAAUGGAGUUUACUUAUAACACUAUGGUUUCUUGGUAACACUGAACCAUAUCGUACUUUAUCAGACAGAUUUAAUGUAUCUAUAUCAUCGAUAUUUCGAGUUAUUCGGCGAGUGAUUAGUUGGAUUCAAACCAAAUUAGAUGAUAUAAUCAAGUGGCCAGAAGGAGAAUCAUUAAUUGCAGUAGCUCAAGGCUUUCAAAAUAAGAGAGGAAUUCCAAAUUGUAUUGGGGCAAUAGAUGGUUCACAUAUCAUUGUAUCACAGCCAAAAGAAAACACUGCUGAUUACUGUAACAGAAAAAAACAUUAUUCGAUAAUAUUACAAGCAGUUGUUACAUCCAAUAUGCGAUUUACAAAUAUUUAUUGUGGUGAGCCUGGAUNACUUCACGAUGCUAGAGUAUUACGGCGGUCAAGUCUUUAUUGGGAAUCAGAAAAUAAUAGAAACAGACUAUUCCCAAACAGAACAUUUAUAUUAGGUGACUCUGCAUAUCCAUCCUUAUCUUGGUUAGUACCACCGUUUAAAAAUAAUGGUCACCUCACAGCACAACAAAUUGAAUUUAAUUUUAUACAUUCAUCUACGCGCAUGGCAGUAGAAAGAGCUUUCGGUGUUCUAAAAGGACGUUUUAGGCGUUUAAAAUUUUUUAACGAAUAUCAAGAUAUCNAAUUUGUAGUUGAAAUAGCUGUAGCAAGUUGUAUUUUACACAAUAUAUGCAUUGAUGCUUUUGAUGAUGGUAUGGAUUUAUAUGAUGAAGAUAACGGUUCAGAUAUUAAUAUAGAUAUAAGAGAAAAUAAUGAAAAUGAAAAAUAA